GGUAUCCGGCGGCAUGUGGACCUCCUGAAGUUCGGGGACCACGUGCUGGGGGUUUGCCUCGGUGCCGAUGCGACGCUCACUCUCAGGCGGAUUGCAGAGUGGGCACUUCCCGUUCGAGCAGGUAGAGAGUGCGCCCUUACGGACAACGACUUCGAUGGGCGGGUCGUGGAUGUUCCUGUUCGUGCCGGGGAUGUUUACUGCCUGUCCGGAGCCGCGAGGCAUCAGUGGACCCACGAGAUCUCGCCCGAGUCCAUUUGCAAUGGCCAGCGUCGAGUGA
Messenger RNA from Symbiodinium necroappetens, 277 nucleotides. Lineage: Eukaryota; Dinophyceae; Suessiales; Symbiodiniaceae. The record is from the annotation of a GenBank genome assembly.